This is a messenger RNA of Pygoscelis adeliae (Adelie penguin), 765 nucleotides long. RefSeq names its product ribosomal protein L14 (gene RPL14). The transcript is spliced from 7 exons. Gene Ontology annotation, cellular component: ribosome; cytosolic large ribosomal subunit. Gene Ontology annotation, biological process: translation; ribosomal large subunit biogenesis. Bases 1 to 654 code for a protein of 217 amino acids. Lineage: Eukaryota; Metazoa; Chordata; Aves; Sphenisciformes; Spheniscidae. The record is from RefSeq and is a predicted model, not a curated record. Gene Ontology annotation, molecular function: RNA binding; structural constituent of ribosome.
AUGUCCGUAUCUCGAUGCGUGGCCCCUGACCGCCUGCCCUCCCUCGGCCGCAGCGCUGCUUGGCAGAGCGGCAAGAGCAGCGAGGGCUGUGGGGAGCUCCGGGUUUAUUCUCGCCUAACUCCUGUCAAUUCUUACUGCUCUCAGGUGUUCAAACGCUUCGUCGAGAUUGGCAGAGUUGCCUUCAUUUCCUUUGGGCCGCAUGCUGGCAAGCUGGUGGCCAUUGUGGAUGUUAUUGACCAAAACAGGGCACUAGUUGAUGGCCCCUGCAGUGGUGUCAGAAGGCAGGCUAUGCCCUUCAAGUGCAUGCAGCUGACUGACUUUGUUCUCAAGUUCCCACACAGUGCUCGUCAGAAGUGUGUGCGACUUGCCUGGGAGAAGGAAAAUAUAAAUGAAAAAUGGGCAGCGACAAGAUGGGCAAAGAAGAUUGAAGCCCGAGAAAAGAAAGCCAAAAUGACUGACUUUGAUCGCUACAAGGUUAUGAAAGCAAAGAAAAUGAGAAACAGGAUCAUCAAGCAUGAAAUGAAGAAGCUCCAGAAGAUGUCUUCUAAAAAAGGCAAGAAGCCAGAGAAGCCAGAGAAGUCAGAGAAGCCAGAGAAGUCGGAGAAAGCGCCGAAGUCAGAGAAGGUGCAGAAGGCACCGAAGGCGCAGAAAUAAAAUGAACUUCUCGUUACGUAUGACUUUGUGUCCUUGUCCUGAUUCUUUAAAAUUAACAAAUGGUUAAACAUCUGAUUUAAAUUGUAAUCAUAAGUUCAUUUUUGCUUGUGA